UUGCAAGAAUCAAUUUUGAUCAGAAUCGAAUUUAUUUAUCAUGCCAUACCACCACAGACUUCCCGAGGACUUCGAGGCCGACGUUAUCGUCGCUGGAGGCGGCCUCGCCGGUUGUGUUGUUGCUGGGCGACUUGCCGAAGCAGACCGAAAUCUGAAGGUCCUCGUGAUUGAACAAGGACCAAACUCUUACGGCACGCCAGAGGUCGUCUACCCAGCUCUGUAUCCUCGGAACUUGUUCCCGUCCAGCAAGCUCACUUUGUUCUGGAAGGGCAAUGAGUCCAAAGAGCUGGCUGGACGAGGUCCAAUCGUCCCAUCUGGAGGAACCCUCGGUGGUGGCUCUGCCAUCAACUGGCUGGUAUACACACGUCCCAGCCGAAGCGACUUUGACUCGUGGAAGUCUGAGGGUUGGUCUGCGGACGACAUGAUGCCAUUCUUGAAGAAGCUCGAGACUUACCACGGAAAAGGCGAUAUGGAACGACAUGGCGACAGCGGACCCAUCAAUAUCUCCAAGGGCACGUACACCUGCAAGAGGUCUGAAGACUCCUUCAUAGAGUCGGCUGCGGCUCUCGGCUACGAAGAAGUGCAAGACCUCCAGAAUCUGGACAACGUUGGUGUGGAGAGAUACUACCGCUACGUCGGUCCAAACGGCAGGCGUCAAGACGCUGCUCAUCGCUACAUUCAUAAUAAGCUUCAGGGCGAUGACUACCCCAACUUGCAUGUCUUGACCGAGAAGCAAGUUCUCAAGGUCGUGUUCGAGGGUAAGAAAGCCGUUGGUGUAGUCUACCAGACCAACCCCCGGUACAUGGCCAACCCUGAAUUCUUGAACGUUGGAUACACCUCUCCACGAACCGUCAAGGCUCGUCGUAUGGUAGUCGUCAGCGCUGGUGCUAACGGUACUCCGGGCAUCUUGGAGAGGUCUGGUGUAGGUGACUCGGAGGUCCUCAAGAAAGCUGGUGUCGAGGUCGUUGAAGACCUGCCAGGCGUUGGAAACGACUACCAGGAUCAUCACUUGUCACUGUGGGCAUACCGAACCAACUUGAAGCCGAGAGAGUGCAUCAAUGGCUUCCAAGACGGACGCUUCAACAUCGACGAGGCGAUCAGGAUGAAUGACGAGCUACUUGGCACCAACGCCAUGGAUGGACAGGGCAAGUUCCGUCCGACGGAGGAAGAGGUCGAUGCUCUCGGACCGGAGUUCAGGAAGGCCUGGGAUAGGGACUUCAAGAAUGUUCCCGAUCGUCCAUUGAUGAUCCUCGCCCUCUACAACUGCUACUACGGCGACCACUCCGUCCUCCCCGAUGACGCCGAGUACGUCUCCCAAGCCAACUGGACCGGCUAUCCAUUCAGUCGCGGAUUUAUACAUAUCACCGGUCCCUCCAUGGCCGACAAGCCCGACUUCGAAACCGGCUGGCUCAAAGACGAAGGCGACAACGACGUCAAGAAACAUAUCUGGGCCUACAAGCUGUCCCGCGAAAUGUGGCGUCGCAUGCCCAUUUUCCGUGGAGAAUUGGCCAUCAACCACCCCAAGUUCCCGGAGGGCUCGAAAGCCGCUGUGGUCGAGAAGGCCGACGGGCCAUUGUCCAAGAACAACGAUGAGAGGAUCCCGUAUACGAAAGAAGACGAUGCUGCGAUUGAGCAGAAGGUUCGCGAGAUCGUGUCGACGACUUGGCACUCGUUGGGAACGUGCAAGAUGGCGCCGAGGGAGAAGAAGGGUGUGGUUGAUCACACGCUUAGUGUGCAUGGUCUGGAGAAUUUGAAGUUGGCGGAUUUGAGCAUCCCGCCGGAAAACGUGGGUGCUAAUACUGGUGGUACUGCGUUUGUGAUUGGUGAGCGGGCGGCGGAUCUGUUCAUCAAGGAGUUGGGGAUUUUGGAGAGGCAGGAUUCGCCGGUGCAGGCUUGA
Messenger RNA from Zymoseptoria tritici IPO323, 1897 nucleotides. RefSeq lists its product as uncharacterized. Gene Ontology annotation, molecular function: flavin adenine dinucleotide binding; oxidoreductase activity, acting on CH-OH group of donors. The transcript has 5 exons. The coding region runs from base 41 to 1897 and encodes 618 amino acids. The record is from RefSeq and is a predicted model, not a curated record. NCBI's taxonomy places the organism in Eukaryota, Fungi, Ascomycota, Dothideomycetes, Mycosphaerellales, Mycosphaerellaceae.